Messenger RNA from Rhopalosiphum padi (bird cherry-oat aphid), 1470 nucleotides. RefSeq lists its product as uncharacterized. Bases 85 to 1281 code for a protein of 398 amino acids. NCBI's taxonomy places the organism in Eukaryota, Metazoa, Arthropoda, Insecta, Hemiptera, Aphididae. The transcript has 7 exons. The record is from RefSeq and is a predicted model, not a curated record.
UAUUUGUCUGUUUGUAUAAAUAAAUUAAUGUUAUAGAUUUAUUUCUGGAAUAAUUUAUGUAUUAUAUCCAGAAUAACAUUUAAAAUGUCUUAUUCCAUUGUGGUUUUCACUGAAGAAAACACAGUUUCUGCUGUACCAUCAUAUUGGUUUCGCGCAUCAACCAAGAAGUGUGCUUGGCCUAAGCCAUCACAUACGGCAGCUAGUGUGUCAAGAUUAAUAGCAAAAAGAACUCCCUACAAUUCAAUUGACUUUAAUUUAUUUGAUGCAAGAGUUCUUAAGAAUAAUAUAGGAUCAUAUUUGGAUGCACAGAAAAUAGCUAAAACUGCUGUCUUAACAUCAGAUUUGUCUGAAUGCGAAAAAAGUAUAGAGAAAAAACGAAAAAAUAAAGAGCAAGAACCAACUUCUUAUAAAAAUCAUGAAAAAAAAGUGAAAAAUCAAAUUGUUGUUCCACAAUAUCACUCUCAAUCCAGUUCAAGCUCUUCAGAAUUUGAUGAUUCAGAUAAGGACAUCUCAUAUGCUGAACCGUUGAAGAAACCCAUAUUAUCACCAUCUAAUUCUAGUAUUAGUUUUGAGAUUGGAAAUGUUGACACUAAUAUAAAUAUAAGCCAAAAUAAAACGAACAAUGAAGAAAUAGAGGCUUUCCAACCUUUGCAGACUGACAGUAAUCAAUUAAUGACUAUAAUUGAAUCAUUAGUGGUUAAAGUUGAUGGUCUUGGUAAACAGAUAGCUGGACUACGUUAUGAUAAUAGAUCUCUGUUUGAUUUAGUAGAAAAUAUUGAAAAAAAAAUGGACAGAUUAAAUGGAGCAGAGGUUAUACAAAACCAUAGAGAAGUUCAAUGUUUAAUUGGACGGUCAAUAUUGAAAACGAUUUGUGAUGAUGAUGAGCUACAAGAAGUAGACAUGAAAUUAAUAAGCUCUGAGUUAUCUGAAUUUCGUACUAUGUUUGUUUUAGAGCUAACAAGAUUAAUGGGAAAUGAUAUAAAAAGAUCAAUUAAACGAAUUUUUGAAAAAUUAUUCAGUGAUGAUUUGUUGUGUUCUUAUUCUUAUCACGGAAUAAGAAAUAAAAAAUCAUUUUCUACAUUAAAUAUUUGCAAUGUUAUUUUUGAAGCUAUAAGAAAUGACAAAAAAUUUUGCAAUGUUCAAGAAAAAGAAAUUGAGGAUGCCAUACAAAAAUACUUGGCUCAAAGGCCAUUUGUAUUAAAAAGAAAUAAAAAAACCAAAUUGAAGUUGAAAAUCAAAAUGCAGGUGGCAGUUAUCAACUUGAAAAUAUUGAAAAUAUAACGUUUUAAUAUUUAUUUAUUUUAUAUAAGUUCAAAUAUUAUUUAAAAAUAAUGUAUUGUACAAAAAGGUAUCUAUAAUUAAAAUUAUAAAAUUAUCUAUAAAUGGAUUUUCAUUUUGUUUUACUCAAGUAUUCUUAUUAACUUAUAAAAUGUAAUGAUGUUGAAAGCAAUACACAAGCAUUUUUUUAUA